This is a messenger RNA of Hipposideros armiger (great roundleaf bat), 4656 nucleotides long. It is a transcript of the gene PIWIL2, whose product is annotated as piwi like RNA-mediated gene silencing 2. The coding region runs from base 1 to 2916 and encodes 971 amino acids. Gene Ontology annotation, molecular function: protein binding; RNA binding. The transcript is spliced from 22 exons. The record is from RefSeq and is a predicted model, not a curated record. Lineage: Eukaryota; Metazoa; Chordata; Mammalia; Chiroptera; Hipposideridae.
AUGGAUCCUGUCCGACCACCCUUCAGGGGCUCUCUUCAUGGGUACCCAUCUCAGUGUGUACGGAUGCCAGGCUCUUGGCUACAAACUCCUAAACCUUUGGACUCAACUUCGGGCAGGGCAAGACCUGUAGGCAGAGGCCAUAUAUUUGGAAAAGCAGAGGAACCAAGCCCACAGAGUGAGCCGGCACAAAGGGAUCCUGUGGAUUUGGUCUCCAUGUUCCGAGGCCUGGGUGGUGAAACAGUGUCCUGGACCCCUCCAAAACGGGCAAUGCCUCCUUUAGGUAGAGGCAUUUUAGGUCGAGGCUUGUCUGCCAGUAUGGUGCACAAAGGCAAAGAAGAACCCCGUCCCACUUCUCCAGAUCUGUCAUUGUUGGCAGCUGGGGAUAGCCAGAUGGCAGAGGCCUCCAUUGGUUGGAAUAGAAUGCUUGGAAGAGGAAAUUCAGAUACUGUAUUACCGUUGGGAAGAGCAGCUGGUGGAAUAGGCAGAGGUGUGUUCAAGGCUCCUGGUGCUGUCGGCGACGUGCCUUCUCGGGGUCCUGCCCAGCAGCCAUCAUUGCCACCUCUGCCCCUUUCCUCACCGCCCUCUCUGGAUCACCUUCCACUGAGGACUGCAGAAUACAAGGAAAAACAGCUCCUUGUGAAGCAAGGAUCAAAAGGAAUACCUCAAUCUUUGGGAUUGAACCUUAUCAAAAUACAGUGUCAUAAUGAAGCAGUUUAUCAAUAUCAUGUGACUUUCAGCCCCAGUGUGGAGUGCAAAAGCAUGAGGUUUGGCAUGUUGAAGGACCAUCAAGCUGUCACUGGAAACGUCACUGCUUUCGACGGAUCCAUUCUCUAUCUGCCUGUUAAGCUUCAACAAGUUCUUGAGUUAAAAAGUCAGAGGAAAACUGAUGGUGCCAAGAUCAGCGUUAAGAUUCAGUUGACCAAGAUCCUGGAGCCUUGUUCUGACUUGUGCAUUCCCUUCUACAAUGUUGUUUUCCGUCGGGUAAUGAAACUUUUGGAUAUGAAGCUUGUGGGCAGAAACUUCUAUGACCCGACAAAUGCUAUGGUACUGCAGCAGCACAGAUUGCAGAUCUGGCCAGGCUAUGCAGUCAGCAUCCGGAGGACAGAUGGCGGUCUCUUCCUGCUAGCUGAUGUCUCCCAUAAGGUCAUUCGAAAUGAUUCUGUGCUGGACAUCAUGCAUGCGAUAUAUCAGCAGAACAAAGAAAACUUCCAGGAUGAGUGCACUAAGGUUCUGAUUGGCAAUAUUGUCAUAACCCGAUACAACAAUCGUACCUAUCGUAUUGAUGAUGUGGAUUGGAAUAAGACUCCAAAAGAUAGCUUCACAAUGUCUGAUGGGAAGGAGAUCACAUUCUUGGAAUACUACAGCAAAAACUAUGGGAUAACAGUUAAGGAAGAAGACCAGCCACUUCUGAUCCACAGACCCAGUGAGAGACAGAAUAACCAGGGGAUGCUGCUAAAAGGUGAAAUCCUGCUUCUGCCUGAGCUUUCCUUCAUGACUGGGAUCCCUGAGAAGAUGAAGAAAGACUUCAGAGCCAUGAAGGAUUUGACCCAGCAGAUCAACCUGAGCCCCAAACAGCACCAUAGUUCUUUGGAAUUCUUGCUACAGAAAAUUGCAAAGAAUGAGAUAGCCAACAAUGAAUUAACACGCUGGGGACUCUCUCUGCAAAAGGAUGUACAUAAGAUUGAAGGACGUAUUCUGCCAAUGGAAAGAAUUAACUUAAGAAAUACUUCAUUUGUCACAUCUCAGGAACUAAACUGGAUUAAAGAAGUAACCAGAGACCCUUCCAUCUUGACUGUCCCCAUGCAUUUCUGGGCACUGUUUUACCCAAAGAAAGCAACGGACCAGGCCCGAGAACUGGUUAACAUGUUAGAGAAGAUAGCUGGCCCCAUUGGGAUGCGCAUGAGCCCGCCGGCCUGGGUUGAACUAAAGGAUGAUCGAGUAGAGACCUAUGUCAGAACCAUUCAGUCCAUGCUGGGAGCUGAGGGAAAGAUACAGAUGGUUGUUUGCAUCAUCAUGGGCACCCGCGACGAUCUCUAUGCGGCCAUUAAAAAACUGUGCUGUGUGCAGGCUCCAGUGCCCUCGCAGGUCAUCAAUGUCCGAACCAUUAGUCAGCCCACCAGGCUUCGGAGUGUGGCUCAGAAAAUUUUACUUCAAAUUAACUGUAAAUUGGGUGGUGAACUGUGGGGAGUGGAUAUUCCUCUGAAGCAGUUAAUGGUAAUUGGGAUGGACGUUUACCACGACCCCAGCAGAGGCAUGCGCUCCGUGUUUGGCUUCGUGGCAAGCAUCAACCUCACCCUCACAAAAUGGUAUUCACGAGUGGUAUUCCAGAUGCCUCAUCAGGAGAUUGUGGAUAGCCUGAAACUGUGCCUGGUGGGCUCCUUAAAAAAGUUUUAUGAGGUGAACCACUGUCUCCCAGAGAAGAUCGUGGUGUACCGUGAUGGAGUGUCUGACGGCCAGCUAAAGACAGUUGCCAACUAUGAGAUUCCUCAGCUACAGAAGUGUUUUGAAGCUUUUGAGAAUUAUCAGCCCAAGAUGGUGGUAUUCGUAGUUCAAAAGAAAAUCAGCACCAAUCUGUACCUGGCCGCCACGGAGCACUUUACGACUCCCUCCCCUGGGACUGUGGUAGAUCAUACAAUAACAAGCUGUGAGUGGGUGGACUUCUACCUUCUUGCUCAUCAUGUACGUCAGGGUUGUGGCAUUCCUACCCAUUAUGUGUGUAUUCUCAACACUGCAAACCUGAGCCCUGAUCAUAUGCAGAGGUUGACUUUCAAACUAUGCCACAUGUACUGGAAUUGGCCGGGUACCAUCAGAGUUCCAGCUCCUUGCAAGUAUGCCCACAAGCUAGCUUUCCUGUCAGGACAAAUCUUGCAUCAUGAACCAGCCAUCCAGCUGUGCGAGAACCUGUUCUUUCUGUGACUGGACGACCAGGAUACGGGCUGGGUAGAGAAGUUAGACUUCUGGACUCGGCUGUGAUUCAUGCAGGAUCAACACAGACUGAAGGGACUUUUGUGUUCAUGUUUUCUCUUUCUCCAACCCAGUAGAAUAAGACAUCUUUUUUCCCUUUAUUUCUAUUUUAAACCUGGUAUCAUCAAGAAGCACGUUCCAUUCCAAGUAUCAGCUGGAAAUUGCCUUGUUGCCUUUAUAGAGCAAAUGGGGGUGAUACUGCUGCUGUGUACAUGGAAUGGGUGAAUACGGGGCAACCUUUCAGAGCCUGCAAAGCCAACAGGAGCUGUAGAAACCUCCAGAAGCUGCAAUUACACCUGGAAGCUCUGCUUACUAAGCAGUUCUCACUUCUGGUGCCAGAAGUAAUGAUGAAUGAGGUCACUGCAUGUUCCUUAAAGUAGAGAGUUACUUUGUUUGAGCAACUGAGAAAAGUCAUAAAAAGGCCUGGAAGGCAAAAAUUUUUCAAGAUAUGACUGUUGCUGGCAAGUGUGAAAGACGUGUAGUAAAACCAGCUGGUGGGAUAGUCAGGCCCUUGCAGACCUAAUCUCCAGGAAUUGUUUCUGACACCUGUGAUUUAAACUGACUGAAAGGGGCAUUUAUUUCUCCGUUGGCCUCCUGAGAAAGACCAGAUAAAGUUUUUCUGUUUAUUUUAGUUACUACGGUAGACCGUGUUGAUUUCCUUCCUACCUCCCAGAUGCACACACACACCUUUACACUUUACUAUUGAUCUUUAGUAAGUUUCAGGUUUUAGAUUAGGAAUCACAACACGUGAAAUUCAACAGCAAGGAAGGAUUAUGAUGGGAUGUGACUUUUUCUUGAACAUUUCUCCCAGGCGUGUGGCGUUUUUCUCUGUUGGUUUGUUUGUGAAUUGAAUCACUCAUUUCCCUUGCCCAAUAACCUCUUCCUGGCUCUUGGCUCGUUUUGUUAGGAAUUUUUCUGAAUCCAGGUUAAGGUUUCCAGAACUUGACUUUGGAAAACAUGACACUCCUGCCAAAGUCCAGACAUUUCAGUUUAGAAAGUUAUCACUAUGCCUGUGGGUUGCAGUGUUUUGGGAAGCACUGUUUUUUGUGUUUAUUUUCCCUGUUUUAAAGUCUUCCAGUCCCUUCAGGGUAACUUCAGUCUUACCUUGCUUUAACUCGGUUUUUAAAACUAGUUUUAUUUAAGCUUUGCAAACUUUUAUUUAUUUAUUUAUUUAUUUAUUUAUUUAUUUAUUUUAUUUUAUUUUUUGGCAUGGUGGCAGGGAAGGGACGAAACAGAAAUUCCAUUUUAUAUGACAGUGUGUGAGGAAAGAAAUUUUAGCUUGAAACUCCUCAGAAGAAGAAAACCAAGCAAGGUGUGAGUUUGUCGCAGCGCCCAGCGGGGGCUGAGGAGUGCUGGGUGUUGAUGGUCCCCAAGUGCACUCUUGGUUACACUGGGAGCCUGGGACAUUGGGGGAGGCAGAGACCUGGAAUUUUAAAACCACUGAAUCAAACAAAUUGGAGCACAGGUCUCUGGCUUAACAGAUCACUUUUCUGAUUCUCUCUGGAAGCAUAUUGAAUUUCUCUUUGGAAGUUGGAUUUCCUAAUACUCAUUUUUCUCUUAUCAGAAAAGGCAAAUAUUUGAAUAGUCUACAAAAAUUUUUUCACUUUUUACUCCUGGUUUUCUUGCUUUGUUUUCCAGUCUUAAUGUGAAAUGAUUGGGUCACCAGGUGGGAAAUAAAUAAAAGCAAAUGUG